CGCCUCCUCAGGCCCGGGCGCGGGGGCGGCACCGCGUUUAUCCCGGGCGGGGGCCCCGGCCGCGGGGUCCUUGUGCCGGCCGCCGCCGCUGAGGGCAGGACAUGAUGGGUAGAAAAGAAUUCUGCACUUCAGGACAGAUACCGAUGACCGACCCAAGCUGCCUUGCCUAUGUACUAGAAGAAUGGAUUGUUGUGGAGUACCUGAAGGAAUACCUUUUUCAUGUGGUCAUUGUCUCACUGACAAUAAGUGCAAUAUUAGUUUUUUUUAUAGUUCCUUUAACAAUCCUCUUUUUCAUUUACCUUACUAAUAUUUUGCUUUUAAUAUAUCAGAGGAACAGUGAGGUAAAAGCAGAUCCCUUGAGCGAUGUUUGGGAUAGUGCAAGGAAAACUAUAGCAAGCUUUUGGGAUAUAUAUGCAAGAAUAUGGCAUGGUUAUGAGCUUCAUGGUGUGGAAAAUCUACCAGAAGGACCGGGUAUUCUUGUGUAUUACCAUGGAGCUAUUCCUGUAGACUACCUUUACUUUUUGUCUAGGCUGUUUCUCUGGAAGAAAAGGCUUUGUCUGUCAGUAGCUGAUCAUUUUGUCUUUCGUUUACCAGGACUUAAAUUAUUACUGGAAGUGACGGGUGUUAUGCCAGGUACAAGGGAGGAGUGUCUUAUCGCACUGAAGAAUGGACACUUGGUGUCCAUCUCACCAGGUGGAGUUAGAGAAGCACUAUUCAGCGAUGAAAGUUACCAGCUCAUGUGGGGAAAUCGAAAAGGCUUUGCUCAGGUCGCUCUAGAUGCAAAAGUGCCCAUCAUUCCAAUGUAUACUCAAAAUGUCCGGGAAGGAUAUAGGAUGUUUAAGGAAAGAAGAUUUUUUAGGCAGCUGUAUGAAAGUACUCGAUUGCCGUUUACUCCUCCAUAUGGAGGACUUCCAGUUAAAUUUCGCACAUACAUUGGGGAGCCAAUCCCUUACGAUCCAAAUAUAACUACAGAGGAAUUAGUUGAAAAGACAAAGACUGCUGUCCAGGCGCUCAUAAGCAAGCACCAAACAAUCCCAGGCAGCAUAUGGAAGGCUUUACUGGAGCGAUUUGAUAAACGUCGUAAAAGUGAUUAGGAUGCUUAUGUUUAUUUCAUUGUUUUUACAGCAUACAGUAAAAAACAAUGUCCUAUGGCAAUGGUGACUAAUAACUGGUGUGCAAACAUUUUAAUUUACAAGUUCCUACUGAUUUGACAGAAGAAAAUGAUUAACCUCUUGAAGGUUCCCCUGUGUCUUUGAGGAUAUUCUGAAGUCAGAAAGACUGAAGAAGAAAACUUACAUACAAUAGCAAUGCAGCAGCUAAAUUCCCCAAAAGGAAAUCAUGUAACCAGGAUUUGCCUGGUUCCUAAAACAAGUAUGUACAUAUAUGUGAGAGCCUUGGAAGUUUUGUCUAGAUCUGUAUUUUUAUGUUUUGAGCAGUUCAUGGCUCAGUCUCGAAGCAGAACCUCAGAGGUGGUGUUGUCCCACCAGAGUCCACCCUUCAGUGGGCACCAUCCCUGUUGGACCCCACGCAAGACAGUGUCACAAGAGAAGCUGUCUCACUUUAUCUAAUGAUUGACUGCUUAGGCCAUUUUUCUAGAGAGACUAUAGAAAGAGAAGUAAUCCCGUUAAACCAGAUAUUAGACUCCUACAAACAAAUCAGCUUAGUGGUUUGGUACCCUGGAAAAUAGGUAUGCUACAUCCAGGACUUUGCCCCGACAGAAAAAAUAAAAGUUUCUCAAAGGGAGAGAAAAAGCUUUAGUUAAGUGUAGCACUAUGCAAGUACAUGUAGAAAGUAGUUUCAAGUCUGAGCGGGUACAUUCACGCACUAUUGCACCAUACAAUACAGGUUUAGCAGAUGAGUCUGGCCCCAGCCUGAGAAUCCCUGCACCAUGGUGUGUUUGCACUGCGGAUGUGCUGUACUCACCCUGAUCUCCCAGGGAGCAGGGAGCGGGCUGAGGGGGAGCUUACUUAGGUAAUGCAACCCCAAGGCUUAUAUCAUCACUGGUGGUUUGCCUAAAAAUGCAGUACUGCAACACUGCCGUCCCCAUAUGGAUUGAACCUAAAUGCCUGUUUGGAAGAGUGGACAGAGGCAGCGUUGUCUUCCUAAUACAACCUGCAGAAUACUGAAACUUGCUAUAAAGCAGACUGUGUUUUUACAAGCUGUGGGAUGUUGUUACUGGUGGGAGUGGGAAAACUUUGUGUAAUCUAUCCAAUAUGCCAUUAAAUGCAACCAAGUCUGUUAACUACAAACACCAA
Molecule: messenger RNA, 2255 nt
Organism: Tyto alba (common barn owl)
Lineage: Eukaryota; Metazoa; Chordata; Aves; Strigiformes; Tytonidae
Gene: TMEM68
Product: transmembrane protein 68
Exons: 7
Coding region: 102-1094 (330 amino acids)
Cellular component (GO): membrane
Molecular function (GO): acyltransferase activity
Source: RefSeq, a predicted model, not a curated record